GUUUUGUGAGAAAGCGUGCUUGAGUGAAACGGGGCGAUGACUAGAUCACGAGGAAAUAGAAAUGAGAAUGGAGCAGAGACUCAAAGGAAGGAGGAUACAGGUGAAGAGGAUGAUGGAAUGGAGACACCAAUGCAAGAAUGGAUCCAUCUAACAUAACAUCUUCAACGGUUAAUGAUUCACAAGUGUGCGCCUCAAUCGAUGACUUCCGUAACCAAGUCUAUUCAACGGUAUAUUCCAUCAUCACCGUCUUAGGGCUGAUGGGUAAUGGCUUCGCAUUGUACGUGCUCCUUCGUACCUACCGUCAGAAAUCAGCCUUCCACAUCUACAUGCUGAACUUGGCCGUGUCAGACCUGCUGUGUGUCAGCACUCUACCACUGCGGGUGCUUUACUACGUCAACAAAGGACAGUGGAACCUGGGGGACUUUCUCUGCCGUUUAAGUUCCUACGCGCUGUACGUGAAUCUCUACUGCAGUGUCUUCUUCAUGAUGGCCAUGAGUUUUACCCGCUUCCUAGCAAUUGUGUUCCCGGUGCAGAACCUGAGGCUAGCCACUGAGAAGAAGGCAUGGAUAGUUUGUGUGUGCAUUUGGGUCUUCAUUUGCACCACCAGUUCACCCUUCCUCCUCUCUGGUCAGCAUACUGAUCCAAAGUCUAACAAAACCAAGUGUUUUGAACCACCAGAAACGUCCAAAAGUCUGGAUAAACUGAUCAUGCUGAAUUACUUUUCCCUGGUGGUGGGUUUUAUUAUUCCCUUCCUGGUCAUCUUGCUGUGCUACGCUGGAAUCUUGCGCACUCUGCUUAGAAACACUAACGGUGCGAAUAAGCAGCGUUACACACGUAACAAGGCCAUUCGGAUGAUUAUUGUGGUGAUGCUGGCUUUCUUGGUUAGUUUUAUGCCCUAUCAUAUACAACGCACACUGCAUCUCCACUUUAAAAACCGCAAAGAAGCUAACUGUGAGGAGAUUAUUUAUAUGCAGAAGUCUGUGGUCAUCACCCUCUGCCUGGCUGCUGCUAACUCAUGCUUUGACCCAAUGCUCUACUUCUUCUCUGGAGAGAAUUUUCGACACCGACUAUCCACCUUCCGAAGGGCUUCUGGAAACAUCAGUGGAACUCACAAAGGACGCCAUGCUGUCCAAAGCUCCCCGCCUGUGGAGGAGAGUGAAUUGCAAAGUUGUAACGGUUCAAACAAACUUGGGUAGAGGCAAUGGAAGUGCUGAUUUUCUGUCAGUGCAGAGGCAGAUUUCCUGAGACUACAUAAAGAUUAUUAUUCAAAGUAGUUUUAAGAAUAAAGAGAAGAGGUUCUUAUGUAGCCUACUACCUUUGAGUAUUAAUACUGUAAAAUGGAACUAUAGAUCUUGUGCAUGAUUACAAACAAUAAUAUAUACAUUUCAUAUAUAUAUAUAUAUAUAUAUACACAUACAUACAUACACAUUUCAAAAUUUACAGGAAUACAAAAAAGUACUAAAAAUUACUUGGGAUAUAAACUUUUUCAAAACGCAUUUCAUAGUACUGAUAACUGAACUCCUUACUGGUAAAUUGUUAUUGGAUGAAGUAUUUCUUUUUUGUUAAUUAAUGAUUUAAGAGGACACACACAAAAACAAACAAAACAUCAUAUAAAUAGACUGCAUUCUACAUACUAUGUGUAUUCAUUGUGAAAUAUUCUUAUAGCAGCAUUUGGGGAUGUAUCAAUGUAAAUGCGUAAUGUAACUUACUGUAAAUACUGAAUCUUGAAAACCUCUUCUUAGAACACAGGACUGAAAUCCUCUUCAAACCACUCUCUAAAUAGCACAGUGACUGCCUUUACAUAUUUGAAUGCAUCAGAUCAUUCCAAAACAACGUUAAGAGGGGUUAUAAUCAAAUACAAGUUCAUUGCAUAAUUCUAUAUUAAAUGUGUAACUCGUACAUUUGACUAUCAUGUUUUAAUCACUCACUGUUGUUACGUUCCAUGGUUGUUUAUUUAUAUAAAAUUAUUGUUGGAUGCAGUGUGCUUUUCUCUCUCUUUCUGUGUCUUAUACUGCCUUCACGUACUAUUGGAAUUAUCGUAAAUAUGAGUUUCCCAUAAUCGGAAAUUAGACGUGAACGCCUCUCAAGUCGUAUUUACUACUGGGAAAUUCUGAAAUAAUUUUGAUUCCAGAGUUUUCAAGUUGGGCGGGCCAUAACCUUUAAACAUGGUGGAGAGGACAACAAUUGCUGCUGUCAAUGCUGUUCUCACAACAACUUUGUCAUGUUGCUUAAGUAGUGUAUUUAUAGGCUACACAUGAACGAUCAUUUGAAGCAUUUUGUAUGUUUUCCAAACAGUGAAAUUAGCAUGUAUUUGACAGAAAUUCUAGAAUUAUCAGCAAUCUGCUUAUGUAGCGUGUGAAUGUUUAUAUGAUUGUCAACCUAUGGGAUGCUACAUUUUAUUCUUUCCGACAGCAAAGCUCUUGAAUGCGACAAGCUCGUAAUCACGACUUCAUAAGUGGGAAAUAGGAACUUUCCGAUAGCACGUGAAGGCAGCAUUACCUGCUGCUCAAGCAGGCGCGGAGGAGAGGGAGGUGAUCGCUUGCACCUGCUGCUCGUUACUGUGCAGCGGCCGCAAGCUCAAAAGUUGUUCAAAAUGUCUGCCACAAGCUUGUCUUCCAGAGUGAUGUUCCUCUUGCCUCAAGAGAUUGAUCUUGUGUAUAACUUAUGACUCUUUUAAGGUUGUCUAGGGGAAAAAGGAGUAUCAUUGAGAUGGUGGCAAAUCUGUAAAAUGAUGGAGGCGGCAAGACACAAAGCAAGGACACAAGCUGCCAACAAAAGUGAUUUAUUAUACAAAGUGCAAAAAAAUCCAUAUAAUUACAAAGUAUGAAAAUAUAAAUCAAUAAAGAAACAACCAAUAUGUACAAAUUUACAAUUCAGAAAAAAAAGAAAAUGAACAAAAAAACAAAUCAACCCAAGAGUGAAAGGUGUAGUGACGGCAAAAAAGAAAAAAGAAAGAAAGAAACCCCAAAAAAAAACACUUCUAGCUUAUUUUAAACCUCUAACCUAACCAAAGAAAAAAAAAAAAAAAAAGAAACCAAAUCUUCAACUCCAAGCGCCCGUAUACUUCCCUACUCUCAACUAAUAAAAAUUAAACAUACAAGGGGUGGCGUUCACCUCUUACCUAGGGUGUCUAAACAUUGAGUUACCUAAGUGUUGCACAAUGGAAGUCACACGACAUCUUCCCUGUCCACCUUCCUCUUGAGUAAAGAGUAAACGUCAUGGAGCGUAAGCUCAUCCGAGUAACAAAGUAAUGAAAUGGCAAAUCAAAAAGUGGUAAGGAUCAAAAAUGUCAGAACAAAACAAAAAGGAUUUUGACAUAAACGAAUAACAUAUAAGGCAGGUCAAAACGAGUAAAAUGACAGAAAAAACAGGGAGCAAAAGAGGUCUCCAUUCUUUUAUCUGCCAGCGGAAACUUUACUGGCAGCAGAUCGGCGCCUGUUGAACUCCAGUGGUUAGCGUUGUUGAUGGAGCUACUUGUCCUUGUUUGUUGGAGGGAGGUGGGUGCUAUUUUAUUUCUGUGAAUCCUUUUCUCCUGUUUUUGCUUAGUUAGGGAGUUAGUGUACAUUUUUGUUGUUAAAUUUAAUUUAAUUUUGUGAGUUUAGACAGUUUUACUCCCUGACCAGUCGGAGGGUCCUUCUGUUUGUUGUUUUGGCCUUUCCCCCUCCCGAAGUCUAUUUUUGAUUCCCAUUUUACUUUUUUUUUUUAAUUUGUCAUUUGUGCUUUUGUUAAUAAAUUACUUGAAUUUGGAA
Messenger RNA from Onychostoma macrolepis, 3749 nucleotides. It is a transcript of the gene cysltr1, whose product is annotated as cysteinyl leukotriene receptor 1. Gene Ontology annotation, molecular function: leukotriene receptor activity. NCBI's taxonomy places the organism in Eukaryota, Metazoa, Chordata, Actinopteri, Cypriniformes, Cyprinidae. Bases 138 to 1196 code for a protein of 352 amino acids. The record is from RefSeq and is a predicted model, not a curated record. Gene Ontology annotation, biological process: G protein-coupled receptor signaling pathway. The transcript is spliced from 2 exons. Gene Ontology annotation, cellular component: plasma membrane.